GAUCGGAAGAACAUGCUCCAGAAGUUCGCGGGCCCCGAUUUCAAGAGGACGGCCACCGUCAUCAUGGGCGAGCCCACCGCGGAGUUCAAGGCAAAGGUCCAGGAGAUCACGCUCGCGGCCAAGCAGGCGGAGGCCAACAAGGAGAAAAAGAAGAAGGCCCAGGAGGCGGAGCGCAAGCGGGCUCUGGAGGAGAAGAAGAAGAAGGCCGAGGAGGCCAAGAAGGCCAAGCUGGCCGCCCAGAAGAAGAAGGACGGCAAAGCGGAGGAAGAGGAGAAGGCCGAAGAGCCAGCAGAGGAGCCGAAGGAGGAGCCCGCGGAGGAGCCCAGCGCCCCCGUGGAGCUCACCGAGGAGGAGAAGAACAUGUGGUUCCGCAAGGGCGAGAUGCCGGACAUGGGCGAGAAGGCCCUGGCCAAGUUCUACGCACAGUUCUCCCUGCCGACCACGGCGGACGGCUUCGACUCGGUCUCCUACGCCUGGCAGCCAGAGGCGGCGUGCGCUGAGCACCUGAAGGCCUGGGUCUUCGAGAGGAAGAUGACCCAGCGCGUGGAGGACCUCCAGCCCGGCGAGUCCUUCAAGGAGGAGUGGAGCAAGUGGCAGAAGACCGUGCAGGAGUGGAGGAAAAAGCAGGGCGAAUGGAGGGAUCCCAACAAGCGGAAGGCGAUGGUGGCCAAGAAGAAGGAGGAGGCGAAAAAGAAAAAGGAGGAGGCGGGCGAGGAGGCCGCGGAGGAGGCGGCAGAGCCGAUGGAGAUCAACGCGGAGGACAUCGACGCGAUGGAGGUGGAGGACGUCACGGACCUGGGCAACUGCGAGCCGCUGUUCGCCAAUUUCGUGUACGAGGAUUGGACGCUGCUCAGCCUGCGCUACGAGUUCAACCUGCUGCUGCACUCCUUCAAGAAGGACCUCAACGACCCAGAUAGGCCAGGCUUCAAGGAGGAGCACCUCCCUUUCUAUUACACGAAGUACUUCAAGAAGACGUUCACUCUGAAGAACUAUGGCAUCGAGAAAAUCGCAGACUUCGUAGAGCUCGUCAAGGAGAACGUGACCAUCAACGAGAAGACCGGCUUCUUUGAGCCCGUGCUGGAGCUGGACGCGGCGCCGGCCCAGUUCGUGAGGCUCACGGAGGAGCACCGCCGCGAGAGGGCGCGCCGCGUGGACGCAGGUGACGAGACGGCGAAGCUCAAGUUCACCCGCCCCGCGCCGCCGGCCAAGCCGCAGGGCGCGCCCCCCGGCGGCGGCGGCAAGGGCGGCGGUGGCGGCAAGGGCGGCGGCAAAGGAGGCAGCUACGGCAGCUCGUCCUAUGCCGGCAACUCGUCCUACUCGGGGGGCCAGGGGGGCUACAAGCGGCCCGCGCCGCCGUCGGCGCCGCCAGCUCAGCACUCCAAGUACGCGCGCACAGGUGGCGGAGGCGGCAGCGCGUACGACAGGGGCAGCUACGGCGGCAGCGCGUACGACAGGGGCAGCUACUACAGGCGCUAG
Prorocentrum cordatum is the source of this 1476-nucleotide messenger RNA. Lineage: Eukaryota; Dinophyceae; Prorocentrales; Prorocentraceae. The record is from the annotation of a GenBank genome assembly.